AGAACGAGGAACUGAAAACUGACGACGAGUCCAGCGAACGAAAUGAGAGUAUGUGUUAUUACAGUUAGUGAUACGUGCUCAGCUGGAACUCGAACUGAUGAAAGUGGUCCGAAACUCGUGGAACUGGUCGACACGUCAGCAGUGGUCAAUGCAACAGUCAAUGAGGGAAGCCCCUUCGUCGUUCCAGAUGAUGUUACUGCUAUCCAUGAUGCUCUUGUUGAGCAGAGCAAGUUUGCUGAUGUGAUCCUUACCACUGGUGGAACCGGAUUCGCUCCGAGAGAUGUGACUCCAGAAGCCACUCUGAAGGUCAUUGAUCGUCGUUGUUCCGGACUCGAAAUCGCUUUGCACACUGCUUCACUCAAGAUCACUUCAAUGGCAGCACUUUCGAGAGCUAUUGUUGGUAUUCGUGGAGGCACGCUGAUUGUCAACAUGCCAGGAAGCGUGAAAGCAGUUAAAGAAUGCUGGGAUACCCUGGAGCCACUUCUCAAUCAUGGAAUCAAUUUACUCAAGAACACUGACGAUGGCAGCCAACACGCCCGCAUGAAAUAAACCAACUGUGAUAUGAUUUUCUAUUUAUUACAUUGCUAAAACACAUUUCUUACAUAUAAAUUUUUGAGAGCUA
Molecule: messenger RNA, 622 nt
Organism: Caenorhabditis elegans
Lineage: Eukaryota; Metazoa; Nematoda; Chromadorea; Rhabditida; Rhabditidae
Gene: moc-2
Product: molybdopterin molybdotransferase
Exons: 6
Coding region: 43-549 (168 amino acids)
Biological process (GO): Mo-molybdopterin cofactor biosynthetic process
Molecular function (GO): molybdopterin molybdotransferase activity
Source: RefSeq, marked reviewed